Messenger RNA from Monoraphidium neglectum, 321 nucleotides. RefSeq lists its product as hypothetical. Gene Ontology annotation, molecular function: L-alanine:2-oxoglutarate transaminase activity. The transcript has 2 exons. NCBI's taxonomy places the organism in Eukaryota, Viridiplantae, Chlorophyta, Chlorophyceae, Sphaeropleales, Selenastraceae. The record is from RefSeq and is a predicted model, not a curated record. Bases 1 to 321 code for a protein of 106 amino acids.
AUGGAGGCGGCCGCGGCGCGCGGCAAGAACGGGGACUGGCUCUAUUGUCUUGAACUCCUGGAGUCUACGGGCAUCGUGGUCGUGCCCGGCAGCGGCUUCGGCCAAGCGGAGGGCAGCCUGCACUUCCGGUGGGCGGGCAUCCCCGAGCGCCAGCCGGCUGGCCGGCCGGCUGGCCGGCGGACGCUGCUCGGGGGCGGCGCCACCACGUUCCUGCCGCCCGAGGAGGACAUCAUGGGAGUCGUGGAGAAGCUGGGCGCCUUCCACGCGAACUUCCUCAAGAAGUACGGCGGCCUGCCGCCUGCGCCGGCCAACGGCCUGUGA